Molecule: messenger RNA, 838 nt
Organism: Sphaeramia orbicularis (orbiculate cardinalfish)
Lineage: Eukaryota; Metazoa; Chordata; Actinopteri; Kurtiformes; Apogonidae
Product: troponin I, fast skeletal muscle-like
Exons: 5
Coding region: 16-540 (174 amino acids)
Biological process (GO): skeletal muscle contraction; cardiac muscle contraction
Cellular component (GO): troponin complex
Source: RefSeq, a predicted model, not a curated record
UUUGGUAACAACAAAAUGUUUUAUGCUGUGGACAGGAAAAAGAUGACUUCAAGCCGCAGGCAUCAUCUAAAGAGUUUGAUGCUGUCGAUUGCGGCAAACUGGAUUGAACAGGAGAAGAAAGAUCUCAAAGCUGCCAAAGAGGCCUACAUGGCUGAGAAAUGCCCCGCCCCCAACCUGAGUGGCGACCAGAAUGCCCUCAUGGAAACCUGCAAAAAGCUGCACGCCCUCAUUGACCAAGUAGAUGAGGAGAGGUACGACAUCGAAGCCAAAGUGGCAAAGGCCGACAAAGAGAUCGAUGACCUCAAGCUGAAGGUGGUCGACUUGGCUGGAGUGAAGAAGCCUGCUCUGAAGAAAGUACGUAUGUCCGCUGAUGCUAUGCUGAAAGCUCUGCUGGGCACCAAACAUACAGUCAACUUGGAUCUGAGGGCCAACCUGAAGCAGGUCAAGAAGGAGGUGAAAGAGGAGCCAGAACAAGUCGGUGACUGGCGUAAGAACAUCGAGGACAAGGCUGACAGGAAGAAGAUGUUUGAGUCUGCCUAAAUUAAUAUGUCCGCUCUGUAGUCGCUCUGGGCUGUUAGCACUUUUUAUGGAAUUUAUGGGAUUUUUCAUUGACUUCAAAUCUUUUGUUUCAUUAAAUCUGUAAAUUUCAGCUUCCUUUGUUAGUGUAUAUUUCUUUAGCAAGAGAGUUAGGUUAAAAAUGCCUUCUAAAUUCCAUAGUUUCUCUCAAAUAUUAGGGUUUUAUUCUGCAGCGUUACUUCUUGUUUCUUUUUUUGCUAAUGUUCACUUUUGACAACUUCCUGCUCUUAGUGUUUUUGUAAUAAAUGUGUUCUCUUUCCUA